AUGCCUCCUCAGCUCAAAUUCAACUCCUACGGCGUUCCCUACCUCGUCGAAUUCUCAGAUGUCGCCUUCCGCGCCGGCUCGCGCUCUGACCUGCGGUCGGCUUCUCCUUCGCUCCACCCCUAUCCGUCGUCCACGACGUUGACAGCAGCGUCCACCGAAACGCUUGCGAACCCGGAGGGGGACGGCCUGUACAUUCAGUUCGCGUCCCAUAAGCCUCACCAGCCGCACAAGCUGUCCGACGGUCGUCUCCUUCGGCUGAAACAUAGAAUAGCUAAGGCGGUCGUCGCGGCGGGCAUGGACUCCUCUCCUGCCGCAGACGUCUACAAAUCGAUAGACCAAAUUCCGUCUGGACGGCUCUCCCGCAGCACCAUCCAGUCACUCGACGUUGCGUACGGAGAUCACUCCGGCGCGCUCUUCCGGGGGACUUACGGGCAGGUGAUGUCCGCACUCACUGCUGUGGGGCUAACGACAACACCGUGCACAGAGACGGGCGUCAAAUCAGCUACCCGUCUAGGCGCUCUGUUUGUCGCUAAGCCCACUGAGCAGGGUAUAGUGGAGCUCAGGAAGCUGACUUUGUGGGCUUAA
This is a messenger RNA of Sparassis crispa, 585 nucleotides long. RefSeq lists its product with no specific name. The transcript has 2 exons. Lineage: Eukaryota; Fungi; Basidiomycota; Agaricomycetes; Polyporales; Sparassidaceae. The record is from RefSeq and is a predicted model, not a curated record. The coding region runs from base 1 to 585 and encodes 194 amino acids.